UUUAAGUUUGGCUUUUCUUUCUUUAUAAUCCUUUUAAUGUGUUUGUAACCUCUUCCACAGAUAAAUCAGCCCAAACACUCUGGCAGGAAUCAUGGGGAGUGUGUUCCUGCCAGCAAAUUCAGCCCACUCGGUGCUGAGGAGGCUGCGGAGGGCAAACUCCCUCUUGGAGGAGAUAAAGCUGGGGAACAUUCAGAGGGAAUGUCGCGAGGAGGUUUGCACCUAUGAGGAGGCCCGUGAAGCUUUUGAGAAUGAUGAGAAGACGAAACGAUUCUGGGAGGAAUACGUCCGGGAAAGCAACCCACCCAGCGGGUUUGAUUCUAUGGUCGGCGGAGUCCAGUCUCUCUACCUGAUUGUGCCGCUGCUGCUGGUUGGGCUUGUCGUUAUCGCCGUCGCCAUCACUGCGUGGCGCUGCCACUCCCGGAAGCGCUCUCAGCGCAGCCCAGGCCUGGGGCACUCGCAUCACAACCAUGUCCUGUCUGUGGUCUCCAUGGACCAAUGGGGGAGGGAAUACCAUCACGGUGACCAAUCAGAACUCAGCAUCCACAGCAGCCCGGCCUAUCCAGGUUCUGAGAUCACGUCGGCGAGAGGAAGUGCGGGUGAUCCACCGCCAUCUUAUGAAGACGCUGUGGGCCACACAGACGUCCAUAUAGAGACGGAGCCGCCCCCCCAGUAUGAUGACAUAGUGAACACCAGCUCUGGAAGAAUCAGCAGUGGACAAAGGAAGUGAAAACAUUUCAAACUAAAACCCUAACCUACAUGUUUAGCAGUGCUUCUACUGUGAGAUCACCAGGCAUCAACAUUCACGUCCAGCAGUGGACUCAUGCAAACGUAGCCGGUGCCAGUUCUGCUGACAUUUGCACUAAUCUUUUUAUCGUUAAGGUGAAGUGAAAAAUAAGGGAUGAAAUUAUACAGUAAUACCAAAACCAAACAACACCUCAUGUGAAGGCAGAAAUGACUGCUAUAAUUAAGACCAGUGGAUUAGAGGGUUUGAGUGAUACUUCCAAGAAGAUCAGUGCCAAACUACAGAGAUUGUUUAGGUUAAAUGACAUAA
Messenger RNA from Cyprinodon variegatus (sheepshead minnow), 1051 nucleotides. RefSeq names its product proline rich Gla (G-carboxyglutamic acid) 1 (gene prrg1). The record is from RefSeq and is a predicted model, not a curated record. The transcript has 3 exons. Gene Ontology annotation, molecular function: calcium ion binding. The coding region runs from base 92 to 727 and encodes 211 amino acids. Lineage: Eukaryota; Metazoa; Chordata; Actinopteri; Cyprinodontiformes; Cyprinodontidae. Gene Ontology annotation, cellular component: extracellular region.